Molecule: messenger RNA, 1562 nt
Organism: Athalia rosae (coleseed sawfly)
Lineage: Eukaryota; Metazoa; Arthropoda; Insecta; Hymenoptera; Athaliidae
Gene: slv
Product: sugar transporter SWEET1
Exons: 4
Coding region: 754-1407 (217 amino acids)
Biological process (GO): carbohydrate transport
Cellular component (GO): membrane
Molecular function (GO): sugar transmembrane transporter activity
Source: RefSeq, a predicted model, not a curated record
AUGGUGUUCAAGUGUUGAAGUAAAUUGUUUGGCCGAUUUUCAGAGAACAUGUGUCCACAAGAGGACUACAUUUAUCCUUCAUGAUUCUCUGCUGGACGCCACAUAAUACGUGGCAUAAUUACCUCGCUGGUCGAGUCUUCAAAUUAUGCUUCAAAGAUCAUAAUCAUCAGUCAACGGUUGGCCAGUGUAAAAUUGGCGGGUUAAUUGUGACGUCAAUUUGUAAUCGCGUCAAUUGGUUUGUCGAUGAGCCCCAAUUUCACCGAAUUUACGUCAUAGAAGGACGUACUAUUACUCGAAGUAAAAUUUAUUCAUUCGUAAUUCGCAUAUGCAUUAGUUGCUUUACAAUCUUCCAUUCGACCAAUGGAAUCAUAUUAGGAAAUACCCAAAUACGCAACAGCGACUUUAAUCAAUUCAAAAACCAAAUGACCCAACUAAUUGACCUGUAUAAUAACCGUUCAAAUUUGUGCUCUCUGUAAUUGAUAAAGGUCAGUGUCAAUAAUACAACUGCAUAACUAUGUUAUUCAGAAGAUUACUGAAUUAUAUCACAAAAUUGGCGAUAUCGAUCAAGCACCGAUCAAGAAUUUGUAUAAUUUUUUGAAAAAUCAUCCCGGAAUAUUUAAGUUCCAAACGCUGACAGCUUUACAUGCUGAUCCAUUGAACUACGAUGUCACCGUUAUCGAAGCAGUAUACCUCGGUUGAUUCGUAAUAAAUUAUCUAAAAACAUAAUUCGACAAAAAUGAACGCAAAAGGAAUAUGUUAGCGGUAGAAUUGGAAGAUACUCUUGCGGCGACAGCUUCGAUAUCGACGGUUAUACAAUUUUUAUCCGGCAUAUUGGUGUGUCGAGAAUUUGUCAGCCAUGGAACAACGGGUGAAGCAUCAGCACUACCCUUUAUUACCUGUUACAUGUCAUGUAGUAUGUGGCUAUUGUAUGGCAUACUGAUCAAAGAUUCAUUGAUAAUUGUAGUGAAUAUAUUCGGAGUUUCACUCCAGCUAUGCUACACAAUUACAUUUAUACUGUUCAGUAUAAGGAAAUCUUUGCCAUUGAAGCAGCUCAUGGCUGCUGUAAUAUUUGUUGCAUUGGCUUACACAUACGGUUUGAGGGAAGCUGAUGGAGAAUUAGCAAGGCAAAGAAUUGGAUUACUCAGUUGCAGUUUGACAAUUAUGUUUUUUGCGUCGCCUUUGACUAUGCUAAGGCACGUUAUACGAGUACAGAAUGCAGCAACCUUGCCAUUUCCAAUAAUAUUGAUGUCAUUGAUUGUAUGUUUCCAAUGGGUACUCUAUGGCUAUGUGUUAGAUGAUGCUUUCAUAAAAAUUCCAAAUUUAUUGGGGUGCAUUUUGAGUGCUUUUCAACUUUCACUAUUCAUAAUAUACCCCAGUAAACAUCAAGACCAAGUACGACUGAUGUGAUUGUAAGUCAACCCAGAAAGCUUUCAUUUGCAUUCUUUGAUGACCAAAAUGAUCAAAUCAUGAGGGGACAACUGAAGAAUGUCCAGCAAAAUUGUUUUUUAUUGUCUCUCUGUAUCAUGUUCUCUGUGUGGAAUGAAUCGAUAUGCCAAACUUGA